AUGGCUUCCAAAUCGUUACCUCCCGUGACUGACUUCCGUAGUCAAGAAAAGACCCUCCAGUUCGAAGCACUCGAUGCGCUCUUCGAACCCAGUCCUGCGAUCCACGAGACACUGCACCCAAUAAUCCAGACGGCGCAGUACUCUACCUGGCCAGAGUUCAUCGAUGCCUGCCAUGCGCGCUUCCUCGAGCUAGCGAAAAGCUCCUCAGACUCGUCUCCCGACCCAAAGCUCCUGUCCAUCCUGGGAUCUCAUCCACGACUCGGCGAGAAGAAGAUCACUUCGGCACACUCGGCCGCCGAGCAAGCCAACCUCCAGAAAACACCAGACCCCGUCGAGGCCGCAGAGCUGGCCCGACUAAAUCGCGAGUACGAAGAGAAAUUUCCCGGCUUAAUAUUUGUGGUCUUUGUCAACGGGCGCGGCAGACCAGAGAUCAUGGAGAACAUGAGAACCCGAAUCGCGAGAGCCGACUUCGCUCUGGAGGUUGACGCGGCACUCCAGGCCAUGUGCGAUAUUGCAAAGGAUCGCGCAGCCAAGCUUCAGUAA
Messenger RNA from Clonostachys rhizophaga, 543 nucleotides. The record is from the annotation of a GenBank genome assembly. Lineage: Eukaryota; Fungi; Ascomycota; Sordariomycetes; Hypocreales; Bionectriaceae.